Molecule: messenger RNA, 1963 nt
Organism: Poecilia reticulata (guppy)
Lineage: Eukaryota; Metazoa; Chordata; Actinopteri; Cyprinodontiformes; Poeciliidae
Gene: pigk
Product: phosphatidylinositol glycan anchor biosynthesis, class K
Biological process (GO): attachment of GPI anchor to protein; proteolysis
Cellular component (GO): GPI-anchor transamidase complex
Molecular function (GO): GPI-anchor transamidase activity
Source: RefSeq, a predicted model, not a curated record
GCCGGUUGGAUUUUACUUCCUCGAUAUCCAGUCAGUGUUGACAGCGCUGCACAAUGAAAUUACUCACUUUAUUAAGUUUAUUCCUAACGUAUUUAGUUACGGACUGCAUUAAUAUUGAGAAUACAGCAGGCCAGUUCUUUAGCAGCGGUCAUACAAACAACUGGGCUGUUCUGGUGUGUACCUCCAGGUUCUGGUUCAACUACCGACAUGUGGCCAAUUCUCUGUCCGUGUACAGGAGCGUAAAGAGGCUGGGCAUCCCUGACAGUCAUAUAGUUCUGAUGCUGGCCGACGACAUGGCUUGUAACCACAGAAAUCCCAAACCAGCCACAGUGUUCAGCCACAAGAACAUGGAGCUGAACGUCUACGGAGACGACGUUGAGGUGGAUUACCGUGGAUACGAGGUGACAGUGGAGAACUUCCUGCGAGUCUUGACUGGACGGCUUCCCCCCAGCACUCCUCGCUCCAAACGCCUCCUGUCUGACGACCGAAGCAACAUCCUCAUAUACCUCACUGGUCACGGUGGGAACGGCUUCCUUAAGUUCCAGGAUUCGGAAGAGAUCAGCAACGUGGAAUUGGCUGAUGCUUUUGAGCAAAUGUGGCAGAAAAGAAGGUACAACGAGCUGCUCUUCAUCAUCGACACCUGUCAGGGCGCCUCCAUGUACGAGAGGUUUUACUCUCCAAACAUCAUGGCUCUGGCCAGCAGUCAGGUCGGGGAAGACUCCCUGUCGCACCAACCGGAUCUGGCCAUAGGAGUCCAUUUAAUGGAUCGCUACACCUUCUACCUGCUGGAGUUCCUGGAGGACAUCCACCCGGCGAGCAAAGCCAACAUGAACGACCUGUUCAAAGUUUGUCCCAAGAGUCAGUGCGUGUCCACUCCGGGUCAUCGGACCGACCUUUUCCAGAGGGAUCCGGAAAGCGUCCUCAUCACAGACUUCUUCGGUAGCGUCCGCAAAGUCGAGAUCACCACUGAAGUGGUGAACUUAACGGACCCCAUUGAGCAAGUGGACGAGAGCCCUGCGAAUGGAGAGGCGCGUGAAGAGAUGUACUCGUACGUGGACCAGCUGCCGGUGUCUGAGAUCAUCCAUCAGAAACCAAAGCAGAAAGACUGGCAUCCUCCUGACGGCUUCAUCCUGGGCCUGUGGACUUUAAUCCUGCUGGUGUUUUUCAAGACCUACGGUGUUAAACAUCUAAAGCACAUCUUCUAAGGAUCCGGCGCAGACGCAGCUGGACGUCCCAGAACCCGGGGAGUCGCUCCUGAAGGGGCAUUUGGGAAGCAGCUGCAGUUUGUGAUGGGCUUUUAUACCUGAAUGUGGGAAGAUGAGCAACAGAAACUACUGAUUUGUAUGAAGCUCCAUAAACUAUUGGUGCCUUUUUUUAUGUUUUAAAGCUGCAAUAUGUAACUUUUAUAAAUAUAUAUAUUUUCCAUCUUUAAUAAAACUGUCACCAUGUCGUGACAGGAUAAGACAGAUAAUCUGUGAAAAGAAAUCUAGUUUUUCCACUGGCUGCAUCAGCUCCUACUGUGGUCUGCAAAAAUGCGCAGUCAAAAACAACCAAUCAGAGGCAGGAGGCGGGUCUUAGUGCUGUCAAUCAUCCUCGUGUAUGCUACUCAAUGUGCUAAGGGUGGAAAUAAUGUUUUUGUUUUUCUGUUACGCGUGUUUUCUAUUCUUACUGAUAUUUGUUUACUUUGGUGAUUAGAUUGUAAAAUGUUAAUCUUAUAUAAAAUUUAUCACUAUUUACCAUCUUUUGUUAUUAUACAAAAAACAAGAUGGUGGAAAACCGUUACCUUACAGGAAAACCAGCAGCUAUGCUAACUAGCCUUAGCAUUCGUGGCAGGUUACGUGUGUUUUGCUAAGCUACAGCUUAGCAUAAAAACAAUUGUCAGGGGUAAACACAAGAGUGAUUGACAGCGCUAGGACCCGCCCCCUGGCUCUGAUUGGUUGUUUGACUGAGCGUUGUAUUUCUG